Molecule: messenger RNA, 1353 nt
Organism: Camelina sativa (false flax)
Lineage: Eukaryota; Viridiplantae; Streptophyta; Magnoliopsida; Brassicales; Brassicaceae
Source: RefSeq, a predicted model, not a curated record
AUGGGGUUAAGCAAGAGGUAUCCAAGUAGGUUGUAUGGGGUUGGUAAUUUUCCACUGCCGAUGAGAAGCAUGCACCACGAUUGUAGUUUGUCCAAUCUUGGUGGUUUGAAAGGCUUUGUUGGUGAUGAGGUGUAUGACAAAAUAAGAAAGAAUUCGCAGCUGGGAGUUCUAUUGGAUCUAGCCGAAUCUGACUACCUGUUUUGUGGGAAGACCAUCCAUUAUCUAUUGUCCAAUCAAUUGGCAAUAAACAUUCCUUCGGAGGUAUGGUUUUUGGUUGGAGGAAAGCCGCUGAGGUUCUCUCUAUAUGAAUAUGAAGAAAUUAGUGGUUUGAAUUGUGAGAAGAUUGAUGAAACAGAGUUUGAAGUCGAUCAUACACCUUUAUGGGCGGCUUUAAAGGUGAAAGCUUUUAAUGGACCCAACUGGGAGGAGCUAGUUGAGGGUUUGAGAAGCUGCCGUGGGUGGUCUGAUGAAAUGAAGACGCAGAUUGUUCGGUUGUAUCUUGUUCAUGUUGGAGUGCUUGGUUUAUCAAGGAGCAGUCGGAUACCUCUGGAAUACGCUAAAAGGGCGUUGAAUGAAGAAGCAUUUGAGAGUUUUCAAUGGGGUAGGGUUGGAUUCAAGAGUUUAGUUGAUUCCAUCAAAGUCCUUGGGUUACCUAACAAUGCUUAUACCCUCCAUGGAUGUGUCCAUGUAUUGCUGAUAUGGGCAUUUGAGAGCGUGAAGGUGCUGGGGGCUAGCUACGGGAAUGUAAGAGAAGGUGUAGAUUUGCCUCUGUUAAGGUGGAGAGGAGGGAGGCCAAGGAAGGAUAUCGAAGCCUUCAUAUCCGGGAGCAAACUCCUUAAUAAUGGGGAGCUUCAGGUGAAGCAUUUAGUACCUAAACCUUUGGAGUUCAUAUAUCCAGAUUGGCCAGGACAGUAUUGUGUGUAUGGUGUAGGAGAAGGUUUGAAGAAGAAACUGGAUAAUCUGCUGUUAGACGUGAUCAAUGGCGAAGUGGAUGAAAGAGAAUGGGAUUGUGUAAAAAAAAGGAAGGGGGAACAUACGAAGAAGAGGGAGAGGAGGCAACAUGUUGCAGGGGUAAGUGACGAUGAUUUCCUUGAAACAGCCCCAACCAGCAUCCAUAAUGUCCCCAAUAAUGCGAAGGAGCAUAAAGAAAGUGUUGGGGACAAAUGUUCAUCAGAGAAGGCGUCUGGAGAUAAGCAUUCAGGUGUGCAGGGUGAAGAUGGUAGUGGAAGGUUAUUUACUAUGGUUGAAACACUAGGGGCGAAAAUGGAUAAUAUUCAGAUAUCUUUUUCUAGAGCAAUAGCGAAAGUUGUGUUCAAACUUCAAGGUAUGGAGAGUAGGAUGGGUAACUUUUAG